GCGGGGUAGGGGCGGGGCCGCCACGGGCAAGCUCCGAGGCGAACGAAGCCCGGCGGCGACUCGCAAAUCCCCACAACCUGCGGGCACUUCACCUUUUCCUCUCUAACUCUGCCAGCGGCCCCCGGCCCACAAAGUCCGGGUUGGCUCCGCUGGUCAAAACCCCUCCUCUCAGGAGCCGGGAGGACCGCCCCUGGAGGGGGAGGGGAAGAGCAGGCGAUUUCGACCGCGGAUUGACUCGUCCGGGCACCCGUUGUCGGGAACUGGAGAACGCCGGUCCCGGGGAAAAAGGAAGAAAAAGUGUCCGGUCUCGGCGGUACGUUCCGGUGGGCCUCUCGGCGGGCCUGGGCCCGACUCACCCCGCCGCCUGAGGAGCGCGAGUCGGAGUCGGAGCUCGGGCGCGAAGCGGAGCAGCGGGCGCUGUCAUGGCAGACUACUGGAAGUCACAACCCAAGAAGUUCUGUGAUUAUUGCAAGUGCUGGAUAGCAGACAAUAGGCCUAGUGUUGAAUUUCAUGAAAGAGGAAAGAAUCAUAAGGAAAAUGUGGCGAAGAGGAUCAGUGAGAUUAAACAAAAAAGCCUGGACAAGGCAAAAGAAGAAGAAAAGGCGUCAAAAGAGUUUGCUGCAAUGGAGGAAGCUGCCCUGAAAGCAUACCAGGAAGAUCUGAAAAGGCUCGGCUUAGAGUCAGAAAUUCCAAAAGCAAGUAUAUCCCCAGUAACCAACACUGCCCCACCCACUCCUACCCCACCCAGUACCACAUCAAGUCAGAAGAAAGAAAGGAAGAAGAAGAAGAAAGAGUCUUCAAAGGGCAGAUGGGUGGAAGGUAUGACGUCUGAUGGUUACCAUUACUACUACGAUCUGAUCACAGGAGCAUCUCAAUGGGAGAAACCUGAAGGAUUUCAAGGAAACUUAAAAAAGGCAGGAGAGAAGACUGUUUGGGUGGAAGGUUUAAGUGAAGAUGGUUACAGCUAUUAUUACAAUACUGAAACAGGGGAAUCUAAAUGGGAAAAACCUGAUGACUUCAUUCCACACACUGCUAAUUUGCAUUCUGAUAAAGUCACUAAAAAGUCACUUGGUGCCAUAGAAGAAUCCAAAUCAUCAGAUUCACAGAGUGAUUCUGAAAAGGAACAGGAGACAAAAGGAGAAAUCUCUACAGAAAGACCAAAGUUAACAAUAAAAUUUAAGGAAAAAAAGAAAAACAGUGAUGAGGGAACUAAACCACAAAUACAGAAAGAAAAAAGCCAACCAAAACAGAAUUCAUCGAUUCCAAAAGAAGAAAAACCAAAAGCACAGAAAAAACCAAAUCCUUAUGGAGAAUGGCAAGAAGUUAAAGAAGAAAUAAAAUCUAAUGAGGGGGUAGAUUUGGAACUUCCCAGCACCGAAAAUGAGUAUGUAUCUACUUCAGAAGGUGAUGAUGGGGAACCAAAAGUGGUAUUUAAAGAAAAAACUGUCACUUCUCUUGGAGUUGUCGCAGAUGGUGUGGCGCCAGUUUUCAAAAAGAGAAGAAUUGAAAAUGGAAAAUCCAGGAAUUUAAGGCAACGAGGUGACGAUCAGUAAUUGUAAUAGAACUUCUUCCAUAUACUUUCUGGACAGAAUGGAGACAGUACAUCUUAAAGAUUCUUUGUGUGUAUUUCUAACUACUUUGAUGCUAGAAAUUUAGAUUUAUUCUAAAUGUAUUUUAUGUGAAUUAAAUCUUUUUAAAAAAAAUUUUAUCUUUGUUCCUAAAAUGGAGCCUACCACAUUGCAUUGCAAUACAGUGUAUUAUGUUCAGUGUCUAAAAAUUUAUAAUUAUGUCAUAAUUUAAGAUGCUGUGUAUCUGUUAUUCAAAACAUGCAGACAAGGCUUUAUUCCAUUCUUACUCCUUCGCACAUGCUUACCUUGCAAAAUAGAACAUUCACAGCCAGUGGCAGAUUGAUUCUUAAGAUCCUGUUUGAGACUUAUAUGGAAGUAUUUCCAUCUCAGCUUACCUUCCCAAAUUUAAGGUCAAAGGGCAGGGAGCAGGAGCAGCUCAGGUACUUCAAAUGUAGUGGUUAAUAUGUGGUAAGAUCUGGACCAAAGGUAGAAAUGAAAAUUAGCCCCAGCUGAGUUUUGUUUCUGAAGCAUUUUAACUUUUAACCAGCCAUUGUGCUGGUUUGUCAGUUGUCUUCAGCAGUAGAUGUCCAGGAAAAUACUUUUUUGUUUUUACGCUUUAACACUAUUACAUAAAAGAAACUUGACUAAAAUAGACCUCUAGCUUCAUAAGUGACUAGUGUUCACUCAUAUUAGGAAUUUUUCCAUUUUCUCAUUAGAUUUCUUUAAAGAUGGACUUACUUGCAACUUCUUAAAAUGAUAUUUUUCAUAAAAUGUACAGUAUUUAACUUUUGGUAGUAAAAAUUUGUCUUUUUAAGAUACUAGUGUAUAUGUAAGAAAAUUGAAGCUUAUUAAAAACUGUGAAAUACAGU
Ochotona princeps (American pika) is the source of this 2437-nucleotide messenger RNA. It is a transcript of the gene WBP4, whose product is annotated as WW domain binding protein 4. Gene Ontology annotation, biological process: mRNA splicing, via spliceosome. Gene Ontology annotation, molecular function: protein binding; zinc ion binding; RNA binding. Bases 423 to 1553 code for a protein of 376 amino acids. NCBI's taxonomy places the organism in Eukaryota, Metazoa, Chordata, Mammalia, Lagomorpha, Ochotonidae. The record is from RefSeq and is a predicted model, not a curated record. Gene Ontology annotation, cellular component: nucleus; precatalytic spliceosome. The transcript has 11 exons.